AUGACUCAAUUGCUACAAGAACAAAAAGAGGAGGAAAAUCUUAAAGACGUUGAGUGUUUCGUAUGUGCAAUAACAAGCCAUGGAAAUUCUAAAGGAAUUCUAGGAGUUGAUGAAGAAGCGACCACUGUCCUGGAUAUUAUCAAUAUGUUUGAUAGAGACAACUGUCAUGAAUUGUCAGACAAGCCAAAACUCUUUUUGUUUGAUAUGUGUCGAGGAGGAAAGCAAGAAGACGUUCCAAAACACGCGACAGAUGUGACGGACUCAACAGACGCAAUGUUUCCUCCAAUGAAAUCAGAUAUUUUUGUAGCCUAUUCAACUUCUCAUGAUUACAUGUCAUUUUGCCAUCCGAACUUUGGAUCCUGGUUCUGUCGAAGUUUUGUAAAAGUGGUCAGCGAAAACGCUUACAGAUAUAGCAUUUCAGACAUGAUGUUAAUGGUCAACAGAAUGGUUGGGACAUUUAACUCGAAAAAUGGGAGCCGGCAAUCUGCACAAUUCAACUGUUCUAUGCGAAAACAUUUCUUCUUCUCUCCACAAACAUCAGGUGAAGUGAAGAAAAAUGCCGUAGAUGAACAAAAGAUGUCUCAACCGAUACACGAGGUUACAAGUCAACAGAUGUCAUGAUCGGACUUUACGAAGGAAAGAAAAACUAUAACCGACACUACAGCAUGUUACCUUGCUUGCGUUUUGCCAUUGAAUAACUGAAAUAUCUUAAUAUCAAACAAUGACGCCUUUUCCUAAAUCUGAAAAACAGUAUAAUAAUUUCAAUGCAACGGUAUUACGUUGAGUUGAAACCAUGAUAACUUGUUUAGAUUUUCUAACAAAUGAAUUUUGAAAUAACUAUUAUUGUGUGCUGAAUAGUUUAACGAUUUUGUGAAUUCCAGCGCUGCCUCACAUAGGUAUUAAUUACCACCAAAGAGUGUAACCAUUAUUAUAUUGAUUCCGCGUAUACAUAUACAUACCGAUUAAUUUUAAUAAUAUUUAAGUAAUACAAGUGUCUAUGUGAACGUUUCUACUGAAUUGUUUUCUAUAAGAAAUAAAUCUAGGCUAACAAAUGAUGUUACCUGUUUAUAAUGUUAUUUAAUAUAUAACUGAAAGAAAUUAUGAAAUCAUAAACUCUUUUUAGAGUUUGUGUGUUUUUUCUUAUUCUUAUGAUAGCAGUGAAACAUAUGCUUUGAAUUUUUCAUUCGAUUUCCAAAACAUUGUUAUCCGACAUGUUUAAGUGUGCAUGACAAUUGCUUGGUAAUACAACUCUUACCGCUUUACUCAACACAAAUCGUUCAAUAGUACCAGGAGCUGUGGAAAGUCCGCAACUUUGACGGUUAUUAGAUGACUUCUUGAUAAUGUCAUUUUAUUGCGCAGAAUAUAUAUGUGUGUUGCUGUUUGCUAGUUAGUGCUGUCAUUUUUGAUCUUGGAAUACCUAUUGUCAUACCAAUCGGUAAUUAUGAAAGAAAAGUUUUAAAAACUUGUGUUC
Molecule: messenger RNA, 1471 nt
Organism: Mercenaria mercenaria
Lineage: Eukaryota; Metazoa; Mollusca; Bivalvia; Venerida; Veneridae
Product: caspase-6-like
Exons: 5
Coding region: 1-621 (206 amino acids)
Biological process (GO): proteolysis
Molecular function (GO): cysteine-type endopeptidase activity
Source: RefSeq, a predicted model, not a curated record